Molecule: messenger RNA, 1039 nt
Organism: Microtus ochrogaster (prairie vole)
Lineage: Eukaryota; Metazoa; Chordata; Mammalia; Rodentia; Cricetidae
Gene: Tmem269
Product: transmembrane protein 269
Exons: 7
Coding region: 108-947 (279 amino acids)
Source: RefSeq, a predicted model, not a curated record
CCCACGGGGAAGCUGGCGAGAGAGCAGUGUUGUGUCCUGUUCUCAAGCGGGCAGGUUUCUGCUGGAGAUGGCCUCUGGCCUCCAGGGAAGGGGUGGCAGUGUGCGUGAUGAAGAAGGACAAGAGACACCACUGCUGGAAAAUAUACCUUCAUCCUCACCGGCCACUCAUGGUGCCUGGCCUCAUGCUUGGCACAGGGGACCCUAGUCUGCACUCAAGUUGUGUCCCCUCUAGGAAAAAAGGAAGACAAGGUCAGCAGAUCUUGAGCCAUGAGCAGACCAUUCCUCAGGUGGCGGAACUUUCCUGGAAGGAUGUUAUUAAUGCCUUGUCACUGGCCAACAUGGUCCUGGGGCUCUUCUCCAUCUUCUGCAGCUUCAGCAGGAAAUCCCUCUGUGCUUCCUGGAUGCUUUUGAUCAGCUUCCUGUUAGACAUGGCAGUAGGGACGAUGAUCAGGCACCUCCACAUCUGCCACAAAUUAGGACUUGAACUGAACGACUUCGCUGUCUUCACCACCUUUGGCCUGGCCUCGGCUCUGCUUCUUGGUGUGGAUGGGCCUCUGAAUGGGUUCCUGGCCGUCAUCUAUGUGUUAACCACUUCCUUCCGCCUGUGUUUUUACUCAACUGAAGGAGGGCCCCCUGCAUACAAAGGUCUACCUUGUCCCUAUGCUUCCUGUGUUUUGGCCUCCACCUGCCUACUGACCAAAGGCAACACAUUUAUCCUCUGCUGCAUGGCUUCACUCAUGAUUCUGUUCAUGAUCGACCAGAGUUGCUACCCACAUGAUGAAAUCCUGGAGUCCGAGAACUGGAAAAAAGUGGUUUAUACGGGAGGUGUGGUCAUGCUGUUUUUCUCCCCGUUCUCACUCACCGCCUUCUACUGCCUGAUUUGGUCGCUCUCCUACAUCUUCUUCCCAGAUGCCCUGUGGGGCAGGGGGGUUUGUAUUAAGCUCUAGCAAGGGGGGAACCAUGACUUCACUACUCCUGCUGGCUCUGUGGGUGCUGCACUUAGCACACUGGACCAAGACCUGCCUCAUCCUCACUAAAG